UUCCGUCAGGACCGAACACAGCGGCGGACAAACCGGAAGUACAGAAAGCGCGAGACUAGUGCGCACUGAGAUGAGCGGCGACUCGGACGGGAAUAAGGAGUUCCAUGAGCAGCUCCGUCUGCAGGAACUGUACGGUCAGAGACGAGCCGAUGGAGACGAUCCGUACACGUACGUGGACCCUGAGGACGGAACCGUCUACGACUGGGACCACGACAAGAAGGCCUGGUUUCCAAAGAUAACGGAGGACUUCAUCGCUGCGUAUCAGGCGAAUUAUGGCUUCAGUGAGGAUGGAGCCUCGGCAGUGACAGGAGAAGCUCAGCCUGAGAAACCUGAGGAGCAGAAAGAGGAGAAGGAGAAGAAGGAGAAAGAGGAGACACAGGAGGAGGAGGUGACGGAGUCAGGAACCACCACAGAGGAGAAGAAGAAAGGAGAGAAGAGGAAAGCCGAGCCGGGUUGGUUCGACAUCGAGAAGGAGAAAAACACAAAUGUUUAUGUGUCAGGUCUCCCUCCUGAUAUCACCCCUGAUGAGUUUGUGGAGUUGAUGUCUAAGUGUGGAAUAAUAAUGCGAGACCCGAUAACAGAGGAGUAUAAAAUAAAAUUAUAUAAAGACGGUGAGGGGAAUCAGAAAGGAGACGGACUCUGCUGUUACCUGAAGAGAGAGUCCGUGGCGCUGGCCGAGCGUUUGCUGGACGAGUACGAGGUGCGCGGUUACCGGCUGCACGUGGAAGCCGCGCGCUUUGAGCUGAAAGGCCAGUACGACGCCAGCAAGAAGAGAAAGAAGAACAAGGAGUAUCGCAAAAAACUGCAGCAGCAGCAAAAGCAGCUCGACUGGAGACCUGAGAAGCAAGGAGAUGCGCGCAGGAGAAACGAGCGGGUGGUGAUCAUCCAGAACAUGUUCCACCCAUCUGACUUUGAGGAGGAUCCUCUGGUGUUAAACGAGUACCGAGACGAUCUGCGCUCGGAGUGUGAGAAGUUCGGGGAGGUGAAGAAGGUCAUCAUAUUCGAUAGACACCCUGACGGCGUGGCCUCUGUGGCAUUUAAGAACCCGGAGGAGGCAGACAUGUGUGUGUCUACACUGAACGCGCGGUGGUUUGGAGGGAGACAGCUUGCAGCUAAACUGUGGGACGGAGUCACUGACUACCAGGUGGAGGAGACGGUGAGGGAGCGGGAGGAGAGGUUAAAAGGUUGGUCAGCUUUUCUGGGAGAUGAAAAAACACGACAGAAAGAAGAAGGAGAAGGAGCGACAGAAGAGCGUCAGCUGGUAGAGGAGACGGAGAGACAAGAGGAGACGGAGAGACAAGAGGAGACGGAGAAAAGAGGGGAGGGGGAGGAGGUGGAGUCCACUGACAGCAGCCUGGCCGGCAGCGAUGAUGAGUCUUAAGUGUGUGUGUGUGUGUGUGUGUGUGUGUGAUGUACAGUGUAAUUUGCUGGUGUUAGUUAGAAUUUUCACCUCGUGUGUAAACAGUCUGUUUUAUAAUGGAAAUAAAGUCAGUGUGUGUGUUUUUCCUUUCA
Messenger RNA from Clarias gariepinus (North African catfish), 1512 nucleotides. RefSeq names its product HIV-1 Tat specific factor 1 (gene htatsf1). The transcript has 10 exons. Lineage: Eukaryota; Metazoa; Chordata; Actinopteri; Siluriformes; Clariidae. Gene Ontology annotation, cellular component: U2-type spliceosomal complex; U2 snRNP. The coding region runs from base 71 to 1381 and encodes 436 amino acids. Gene Ontology annotation, molecular function: RNA binding. The record is from RefSeq and is a predicted model, not a curated record. Gene Ontology annotation, biological process: mRNA splicing, via spliceosome.